Camelina sativa (false flax) is the source of this 1101-nucleotide messenger RNA. The record is from RefSeq and is a predicted model, not a curated record. Lineage: Eukaryota; Viridiplantae; Streptophyta; Magnoliopsida; Brassicales; Brassicaceae.
AUGGCGGCCAUGGCAAAUCAAUCACAUGAACGUGCAUUUGGUGUUACCAACAUCAAAUCUCAAAUCCCCCUCAUCCUAAAUCUCGAUGAUCACAGCUACGACGCCUGGCGUGAAUUGUUUCUUACUCAUUGCCUCACGUUUGAUGUUCUUGGGCACAUAGACAGCACUUUUCUCCCAGCAAAUGCUAACGAUGCAGCCUGGUACAAACGUGAUGGACUAGUAAAGCUUUGUAUCUAUGGCACACUUGCUCGUCCCCUGUUUCGCUCAUCAUUCAAAACAGGUGGAUCUUCACGCGAUGUUUGGCUACGUGUGGAGAAUCAAUUCAGGAACAACAAGGAAGCCAAAGCUAUUCAACUUGACAAUGAACUCCACAACCAAGAAAUUGGAGAUCGAUCGAUCAAAGAGUACUGCCAGAAGAUCAAAUCGUUGGCAGAUUUACUUACAAACGUUGAUGCUCCACUCAACGAGAGAACAAUGGUAACAUACCUGCUCAAUGGGCUGAAUGACAAAUUUGAUAACAUUAUCAAUGUUAUCAAACAAAAAGAUCCAUUCCCAUCAUUUGAAACGGCAAAAUCCAUGCUGGAACUAGAAGAGAAUCGUCUUAUGAAGUCUCACCGCCACUCUGCAACUCACAAAGAUCACUCAUCCUCAACCACUGCUCUCACAGUCGCUGCUGCACCGUCUACACCUCGUCAACCUCAUCACCAGAACUACACUGAUAACAGAGGCUACACUGGCAACAGAGGCAACAAACAUAAUUAUCGCAAUCGCGGUGGCGACAGACAGAACAACAACAACACCUUCCGACCUAGCUUGCCCAACUGGCCCACUUCAUCAUAUUGGCAUGGCCCAUAUCCUUUCUGGCCCAAUUACUUUGGCAAUUGGUCUCCCUUCCCUCAUAACUCGAUGAGACCAUCAAUGUCGUCUCCUCCACAACCAGCUUACCCUCAAGCUCACUUAAUGGAGAUACAACUAGGAACACCCACAACGGAAACACUUGUUGAUCCCAAUGGUGCUCCAUGGAUCAUGGAUACUGGGUCGAUGGCUCAUUUGUCAUCUUCUUCAGGACCUUCAAACUCUGAGGACUCUGCUCCGAUGUGA